AUGGCCUGGCUCAGAUGCAUGCGCUCGCCUGUCCUGUCAAAACAUACUAUCUUUAUACAAAGGGCUGCAUCACAAUGUAGACGCUGCAUCGCGACAAGUCCUCAGCCGACAUACGAUCCAUCUACGGCUGCAUCUGCACACGAGGACAUGCCGGAGCUACAACCAUUCGCGCGCGUGUCGCCCAUGGACCCGGUCAGCAAUAUCAAGAUGAUACAUUAUACGCUUGCGUCAGAUGCAUCGCCUAGGCGACGGCAAAUUGAAGCCCGUCGUGUUCGAGCGCAAAAGGAAUGGGUUCGCUUCUGGACUCUGCACAAUCGCGACUAUGCACUCAAGCUCGAGGCACUCAAAGCGCAGUAUCCACCCAAGGGGGAAGUUCCACCCGACACAAUGACACAUUUCUAUCAAGAACACAUGGCGACAACACGCGCGGACCAUCGGCGGUUCAAUGCUUGGUGGAUUGGUGAAAACUUCGGUAUGCUAGCGGCGAGUUUCAAGUGUUGGUUCACAGAUCGGAUACCGGAACGCAAAGAGCCGGGGUUCUUUGGGUCUCAUUGA
Protomyces lactucae-debilis is the source of this 555-nucleotide messenger RNA. RefSeq lists its product as uncharacterized. The record is from RefSeq and is a predicted model, not a curated record. Gene Ontology annotation, biological process: intrinsic apoptotic signaling pathway. The coding region runs from base 1 to 555 and encodes 184 amino acids. The transcript has a single exon. Gene Ontology annotation, cellular component: mitochondrion. NCBI's taxonomy places the organism in Eukaryota, Fungi, Ascomycota, Taphrinomycetes, Taphrinales, Protomycetaceae.